AACGCGCCGGAGCGCUUUUACACGGACACGGAGGAAUCCCGCCUUCAAGUGUCUUUUUAUAGUUUUUUUUUUUCUUUUUGUACUUACGCUGUAACGUACAGCGUAGCGAGUGCUACAUUUUGGAUUUUGCAUGUUCCAAAGAGCGCCGCUUGUUUUGUCCGCCUGAGAAGCCCCGGAUUGACAGACAAACGAGCCAAUCACAGCGUCGAGGCUGUCGUCGCAACUCCCGUACUGACACCGGAUUGGUAGAAGGCAUUCCUCCCGCCACCGUCUUGCCGUCGCUUCUGUUUGUUUGCUGUUGAGCGUUUUCUGGCGUGAGCUCAAGUCUACAGAGCGGCCGGCAUGUUCGCGGGGCUGCCCGAGCUGGGCAUCUCCAACGGGGAGGAUCUGAAGGAGACGCUGACGAACUGCACGGAGCCCCUCAAAGCCAUCGACCAGUUCCAGACAGAGAAUGGGAUUCUUCUGCCAUCCCUGCAGUCGGCUCUGCCCUUCCUUGACCUGCAUGGCACUCCCCGCCUCGAGUUUCACCAGUCCGUUUUCGAUGAGCUGCGGGAGAAACUGCUGGAGAGAGUGGCGGUCAUUGCUGAAGGCAAAGAUGAAGAGCGCUACACCAAACUAGAGGAGCUACUGGAGAAGAGCUUCCCGCUGGUGAAGAUGCCUUCCAUUCAGCCAGUGGUGAUGCGUGUCAUGAAGCAUCUGCCCAAGGUCCCUGAAAAGAAGCUCAAGCUUGUCAUGGCCGACAAAGACCUGUAUAGGGUUUGUGACGUGGAGGUGAAGAGGCAGAUCUGGCAGGACAACCAGGCCCUUUUUGGAGACGAGGUGUCACCACUCCUCAAGCAGUACAUCGUGGAGAAAGAGAAUGCGCUUUUCAGCAGUGACCUGUCGGUGCUGCACAACUUCUUCAGCUCCUCGCCGAAAACGCGUCGCCAAGGAGAGGUGGUGCAGAAGUUGACUCAGAUGAUCGGAAAGAAUGUCAAGUUGUACGACAUGGUGCUUCAGUUCCUACGCACGCUCUUUCUGCGUACACGAAAUGUGCAUUACUGCACCCUGCGAGCCGAGCUUCUCAUGUCCUUGCAUGACCUGGACAUCAGUGAGAUCUGCACCAUCGACCCCUGCCACAAAUUCACUUGGUGCCUGGACGCCUGCAUUCGAGAGAAGUUUGUGGAUGCCAAAAGAGCGCGGGAGCUGCAGGGCUUCCUGGACGGAGUCAAGAAGGGUCAGGAGCAAGUUCUCGGGGACCUCUCGAUGAUCCUGUGUGACCCCUUUGCCACUAACACUCUAGUUCUGAGCACCAUACGCAACCUUCAGGAUUUGGUCAGUCAGGAGGCACUGCCCAGGGACAGUCCUGACCUGUUGCUGCUUCUCCGGAUGCUGUCCCUGGGCCAAGGAGCUUGGGACAUGAUCGACAGCCAGGUGUUCAAGGAGCCUCGUCUGGAGCCUGAAUUGGUCACCAAGUUCCUGCCGACUCUCUUGUCGUUUGUCGUGGAUGACUACACCUUCACUGUGGACCAGAAGUUGCUGGUGGAGGAGAAGAUUCCUGUCACGUACCCAAGUGCCCUGCCUGAAUACUUUACAAAGUUCCUCCAGGACAGCCGCGUGGCAUGUGAGAUGGGCCUUUACUACGUGCUGCACGUUACCAAGCAGAGGAACAAGAACGCCCUGCAGAGGCUGCUGCCUGCCCUCGUGGAGACGCACAAUGACCAGGCCUUCGGUGACGUUUUCCUGCACUUGUUCACGGGCACCCUGACCCUGCUAGCCGAGGAGUUUGGCUCGGAGGAUUUCUGUUCUGCUGUGUUUGAUGGCUUCUUCCUCACCACCUGCUCCAGCAGGGAGAACGUGCAUCGCCAUGUGCUGCGCCUGCUGCUGCAGAUUCACCCCAAGGUGCUGCCCACCCGGCUAGAAACCCUGGUGAAGUCGCUGGAGCCUUCUAAGCAGGCCAGCGACGCAGUGCGGGAGCUCCACACGCAGCUGGUGGACAAACUGGACUCGCAGAAGAAAAGCCCUGCCAACGCGGCGGAGACGACGCCCAUGGAGCUGCCCGUCGCAACGCCCGCCCUGACGCCCAGCACCCCUCCGCCAGUGGCCUCGCCGUCAUUGUCUUCUUGAGGCUGGCCACCCUGUCUGGCUGUGCCCACUGCUGUUUGUAAAUAAUAAAUUUACUGGUUUUUGACAUUCUA
Polypterus senegalus (gray bichir) is the source of this 2177-nucleotide messenger RNA. RefSeq names its product negative elongation factor complex member B (gene nelfb). Gene Ontology annotation, biological process: negative regulation of transcription elongation by RNA polymerase II. The transcript has 13 exons. The record is from RefSeq and is a predicted model, not a curated record. Bases 343 to 2106 code for a protein of 587 amino acids. Lineage: Eukaryota; Metazoa; Chordata; Cladistia; Polypteriformes; Polypteridae. Gene Ontology annotation, cellular component: nucleus; NELF complex.